Aspergillus ruber CBS 135680 is the source of this 1925-nucleotide messenger RNA. RefSeq lists its product as uncharacterized. Bases 85 to 1767 code for a protein of 560 amino acids. The transcript is spliced from 4 exons. Lineage: Eukaryota; Fungi; Ascomycota; Eurotiomycetes; Eurotiales; Aspergillaceae. Gene Ontology annotation, molecular function: FMN binding; oxidoreductase activity. The record is from RefSeq and is a predicted model, not a curated record.
CAGAAAUAUUUAUUCAGUAAUAUCCUGCAUUUUCUUUUAUUUUAGUUCAUUAUUGUGUCGCAUUAUUUUCCAUCUCAUUCCAAAAUGGCGUUAUUCAGUCCUGUCAAUAUUGGCCCGUUUAAGUUGAAGCACCGUGUUGUGAUUGACCCAGUUCUUACGGGCUGGAGUGAGGCACAACUCAACACAUACUUUGAAGAGCUGGACCCUGAGGGGGGCUUGGUCCUCGCGCCCAACGCGCUCCUGAAAGCAACCGAGUCUACGCAAAAGUAUACUGUGGGUCGUUUACACGGCCUGGGCAGUGUGGUAUUUGCUCAAGUGUGUGACGACAGUCAGAACAUAUUCUCAUUGUCAGAGAAUGCCAUUAAGACUGGAUACGAUGGAGUGGAGAUCAAUGCGGGGGUUGGAUCGACUCUGCAUAGAGCACUUCACCAGGCCAAUGAUUUGUCUACUGCAACAUCGGCAGUAACCAAGGCCAUUGAGAGUGUCGUGGCUGCUGUUCCAGCUGAACGAGUUGGAAUUAGAUUCACUCCUUUUGCCAUUAUCGAAGGAAACCGGUUCCCAACGCCCGACUCACUCUACUGUGCCUUGAUUGAGUCAAUUCGGUCACAAUUCCCUAAUCUUGGCUUUGUACACAUCGUCGCCCACACACUGUUCGAUGACUUUGAAUACGCCAGCAACAAGUCCUUAGAUGUUUUCAGAGCGGCCUUAGGUCCUCAAGAUCCAAGUAAAACGGCAUUUAUUUCGGCAGACGCGUAUGACCCGCAAACUGCCAGGAAGAUCGCCUCAAACUCUCCGAAUCUCGUGGCCAUUAACCUUCCCGCUGAUGUAAACCCUAAAUUGAUAUCGUCUCUUCGCCGGGGCGACGACUCAUACGCCCUCGGGGCAUCGACUGCAGACCGUCUUCAGACUAUCCGCGCCGCCUUUGACGAGGGCAAAGAGUAUAUCGUCGAAUGGAACGAUGAACAAAAGUCCCGAACCGAGCAGUCCAUGAACGACCUCGACCAACAUUUGAGCAACCUCGAUCCUUCCCUGUCCUAUGAGGGCACAGACAAGAAAGUAGCCUGGCGCAAGUCAUGCUGGUUCGCCUGUGAGGGCAUUGCCCGCCCUUUCCUGGACACCAAAGAGCAGAUUGCCCGAUUCGACGGUGACCUCAAAGACGGCCUGACUGGUCUUGCAGGGUUACAGGAUCCGCAAGUCCGACGCUCAGCAGAGUACCUGAAAUUGAUACUGGACAGCGCGCUGGUGACCACAAGCAAAGCAGUCGGUAUUGGCGAAGACAUGAUUCAGCGCUGUACUGUCCGAUACCGAGCGAUUAAAUACACUCCUCAUGCGGGUGCCCCUGGAGGCAUUGGAUUGCAUCCAGACGGAAACCUACUGUCCGCGCUUAUCACCAACGGAGAUGGAUUGCGAGUUUACGAUUUGGAUGGAACCAUUCGCUUCCCCUCCGAGGUCAACGGGACGAUCAUGAUGGGCGGGUCCACCCUGUACCGUUGGUCACAGGGCAAAUACCCCCCGACUUUCCAUGAUGUCGAUAUCAACAGUGGCCAGGAUAAAUUCUCGAUUGUCGCGUUUUUCAACUUCCCCGACAUGGUCUCCAUUCCACACAGCUUGAUUCCUGGGGAUGUGAAAGAGGGAGGCAGCUUUUUCCAUGAUAUCAAGCGUAUCAAAGAGGACGAUAAGUCGCCACAUGGGCAGCUGUCUCCAUUGUGGGAUAUUAUCAUCGAUCGGCAUCAACUAGUACUACCACCAGCAGUCGCUGCCAAUUGAAUAAUGAUGCAUGAAUCUUGAAAUAUGGCCUUGAGUUAUGAGAAUAUGUUUACCAAGUGUCACAGUGCGAUAUGUAGUUGAUAAAACGAAUUGCAUAGUUCAGGCCAAUAUUGUGCUGAAUAUCUCAGAAAACUUUGAAGAUUAGAGCAUUUUUGGAC